CAAGUAGUCACAUCUACAAGAAGGUGAAUAAUUAUUUUCCCAAAUUUUAAGGGUGUCCCGCUGACAUCUAAAUAUUUUUUUUAUCCAUAACAAACUACUAUCGAAGUUUAGAAUUUGGAUAAUCAUUUUUUCAGAUUUAGCUGUAUUGCGGGACACCUCUAAACCUCCCGAAUCCGCCACUUCGUCCAAUUGACUUCCUCUGAACAACAAAGUACGAAAUUCUAAAAAUAUUGGAUUCAUACUAGAAAAUCAUAUAUGCGUAAAAAAAUAUGAUUUACUUGGUGUCAGUGUGUCACCCGGCAAAUUUCUUUGUUAACCAAAAAAUCAAAUUUAAAACUAACAAAUGAAUGAUAAGCUAUGAUUAUACUGAAUGAAAACUCAUAUAUAAAAAUACAAUAUAUGUAAAGCUCCUCAGGUAAUAACCAUCCUAACGAUAUGCAAUUACGAAAUAUCGAAUUUAAAGCAAUGAUUGAAAUAAUAUACUGAAGAUUGUAUCAGAAUAAUCUACUUUAGAAUAUUUUAUACAAAAAUCGUGGUUCAACCGUUAAAUACGAUUACACUAAUUUAUCCUUCCAUAAGAAAUUUCUGGUGGGACAGCCGAUACAGUAGAAUUUUUCAAUCCUUGAAUUUUUUUUUGGUCGAUUUCAAUCCUUGAUUUUAAGUACUAACUACUAACGCACUCAUCCACACAUUAAAAUUGGACAAUCAGAAACCUUCUAAAAUGAACGAGCGGUUGGAUUUAUUUUGUUCACCCCCUAUGCAUCCAAUAGCACCAUACCCACCGAGCCCACAAAGCGUACAAGCCUAUCCCAUAAUAUUGAAGCCCAAAACUGUAGGCCCAUUAACAAAAAAUAAAAAGCCCUACUCUCGAAUCCCAAAUCCGAAUCGGCCGAAACGCAACAAGAGCCACAGCCACAGCCAGGCAACACGACUUAAUCGCCUUUGCCUCCUUCCUUCGUCCUUGGGCUCCUCUCUCUAUACAAAAAGAAAAAAUAAAAGCGAUAAAUUAACAAGCAAAUAAAACCUUCUUCGUCCACCACCAUCGAAAAGAAUAUAAACGCCGAGCUGCUCCUGCCUCCAAUCCAAAUUUUCCCCAAUCGAGCCAAAAACCCUAAUUCCCCUUAAAUCGCAGAACCAAAAAACAGACUACCAAAAUAAAAUUGUAAGGAGGAGGAAAAAAAUGAAGUUAUUAAGGAACCAACGACAUGGCUAAGGAGCGCGACGCACCAACAACCGCGACAUCUUCUUGGGGGACGUUGGAGGAGCUGCUGCUGGCCUGCGCCGUGAACCGCCACGGGACGAAGAGCUGGGACUCCGUAGCCGUAGAAGUCCAGAACCGGACUUCCAGUCUCUCCUCCCUCACUUCGCAGCAGUGCAGGGACAAGUUCAAUGACCUCCGGCGACGGUUCAUGCCUCCGAGGAGGGAGGAACCGCCGCCGGCCGCGGCGGCGGUCAGUUUGGUUCCUAUGGUGGACGAGCUCCGGCGGCUCCGCGUCGAGGAGCUCCGACGUGAGGUCCAGCGGCGGGACGUCUCGAUCGAGUCUCUGGAAUUGAAGGUGAAGAGAUUGGAGGAGGAGAGGGGGAGGGGCGCGAAGGAGGAGGCAGAUCUAGGGAAGGGAGACGGUCGGCCUACGUCGGCCGCGAAAUCCGCCGGCGGCUGCUACGAUUCCGGGGAGGAUCGGUCGUUCAACGAGUCUAAUUCCACGAGCCAGCAACAGAAAGCCGGGAACGCAGCGGCGAAGGAGCGGAGCGAGGAGGAGGAGGAGGGAGAAGGGGACACGAAACCCGAACCGGCCACGAAGUCCGAAUCGGAUCCGGUUCACUCCUACCCGUCCGCUGAGGAGCGGAUUUGCUCCUACGACGUCAAAUCGGAGGAAGGCGGAGGGAAUCGGGAGGAGAAAUCGCCCAGUGAGACGAAGCCUAGACCGAGUCAGACCCCGCUCGUCGGCGAGUCGAACGAAUUGGGCGAGUCGGUGGGGGAGUCGAAGCGGGAGGAGAAAGAGAAGGAGAAACAGAACAGUGACGUGCAGAGCUCGGUGAGCCUGACGCUGAGGAAGAAGAAACGGCGUCGUAGGGGCGGAGUAAAUGGCGAUGUUGGCGGCGGCGGUGGAGUCUCCGCCGUCACCAGCAGCGGCGAAGAACCCGAGGGUGGCGACGAGGUAUCUCCCGCCAGGAAGCGGAUCGCCGCUGUGAAAUCCGAACCGUUGGUUAGAAUCCUCGAGAUCAUCCGGUCCCAUAGGCUCGGUUCUGUUUUCGAACGACGGCUCCGAAGCCAGGAAUCGGAGAGGUACAAGAGCUUGAUCCGGCAGCACAUCGACCUCCGGACGGUGCAGCUCCGGCUCGACAAAGGUGUAUACCUCAGCUGCAUCCCCAAGUUCUACAGAGACCUCCUCCUCCUCUUCAACAACGCCAUCCUCUUCUUCCGGGAGAGCUCGCCGGAGAAUCAUGCCGCCCGGGAGCUCCGAGGUCUCGUCCUCAAGAACAUGAAGGACAAGCUGCGUAAACCUGCUCCGCCGCCUCCUUCUAAACCUCAACCCCAAUCCAAACCUGCUCCGCCGCCGCAGGAGCCUGAGCCUCUUGCUCCAUCCACAACCACGACCAAGAACUUAAAGACUACUACUACUACUACUGACCCAGCUCCAGCUCCAAAGCGGCAGAAACAGUCCGAGAAGGCCGAGGCAAAGCCGGAGAAGUCUACCUCUACUCUGGUCUCCUGCGGUAACAAGCGGAGCUCGUCGUUGAAGGGAGGAACGUCGGAGAAGGAGAAGCCUGCUUCGAAGAAAGUGGUUACCACUACUUCCAACAAGCAGAAACAGAAAGAAACAGAGGAAGUUAAGCCGAAGCAGAAUUCGAAAAAGGGUGAGGCUUCCGUGGCGCCCAAGGUUGUUGAAGAAGAGAAGCCAAUUAAGACCCCUAAGGUUGUUGGAGAAGAGAAGCCAACUAAGAAGUCUACGACAGCGACGAAGGAGGCCAAGGAGAGGCCUGCUGCCGCGGCGGCAGCGACGACAACGACGAAGACGAAGGGACGGAGGAAUGCUAGAUCGGGGGCCAGCAAGAAUGGAGAGGUUAACAGUAAUAAGCACAAGUACGGCGGGAACGAGCCGAGCUCUCACGACGCCACGGAUUCGAAAGCGGAGAGGAGCAAUAAUAAUAAUAACAAAGAGGAGAAUAAUAGCACUACUAGCGUGAGGAAGAGGCAAGGCGCGGCGAGCUUCCUGAAGAGGAUGAAGCAGAACAGCGACGCGACGGAGGAGAAUCAUGACGAUGAGGGUGGUGGCGACGAGGCAUCAUCGUCGUCAUCCUCUUCCUCCGAAGAGGAGGAGGUGGCGGAGGAGAAGGAGAAAGAGAAGAGGAGGGAGGUUAAUAAUGCAGGGAAGGAGAAGGGUAGCAAUACAAAGGCGGGAAGUCGAGGUGGUCGGGGUGGUACUAGAGAUGUGACGAGGGAGAGACCGCCGAUCACGAGGAGUUCGAGGGGCAGAGGAGGGAGGGAGGAGAGCGGGAAAGGGAGGAGAGGCGGCGGAAGAGGAGGGAGGAGCGGCGGCGGUGGCGGUACUCCGGCGGCGGCGGAGGGCGGGAAGAGAGGGAGAGAUCAGGAUGGUGAAGGGGGUGGAAGUGGAGGGAGGGCUAGGAAGAGGGCAAAGAGAUAGAUGAUUUGUUUUUUUUUUUAAUUAUUUUGAUUGGAUUUUUGUUGUAAAAUGUAAAUUAGCAUGGGAAUUUCCAAAGGUUUUCUGACAACUUGUUUUUUUUUUUGGUGGUUUUUAUAUAUUUGUUCUCUUAUGGUUAGGUUAUUUCACUUUUGGUUUUGGAAGGUUUAAUUUAGGUAGGGAAUGGGUAGGCCGUAGGCGAAGUGUAGGGAUAGAGAAAGAAAGAAAGAAUGAAGAUGAGGGAUUUUGUGUUUGUGGAUGAGGAACUUGUAGAAAAGGAGUGCUCUUUCUUCUUUGAUGAGGAACUAGCACAAUACUACUGAUACAAGAGAACCAUUUCUUGGGUAUGACUUGGAAUUCCUUGAUAAGAACCAUUUUUCAGAAAUCAUUUUGGAAUCAUUAUUUAUUCGAAUAUGCCAAUAUGGGUAAAGUUGAGGUAAAGUUGAAUUGAAUUAAUUUUUUAUGUAUAAUUAAAUUACUAUGAUGAAUUAGUUCAAUAGUUUCUUACAAAAAAUUCUUUCAAAUUCUAUAUGUACGAGAAUUACCACGUAUGAUUUAUCAUUUCAGAGAAUGAAUAAGUUCAACGGUA
Messenger RNA from Linum trigynum, 4233 nucleotides. The record is from the annotation of a GenBank genome assembly. NCBI's taxonomy places the organism in Eukaryota, Viridiplantae, Streptophyta, Magnoliopsida, Malpighiales, Linaceae.